UUUUCAUAUUAUAGAGAAUUAGUGAAGUUUUCACUUUAUUUACAUAGAAAAUAAGGCUGCACUCGUGAAGGUGUGUCUAUUACAAGGAGUUUAAUUCAUAUCGUAACUUAUAAAGAGCAACCAAUUAAUAUAGUUGUUUGUAUAGCUGAGGGCUGGACGAAUACAAACUCUUUUUCAAUGUUUACUAGGAAAAAACUUAGUUCAUUUUCCAACUUUUGUUCAAUGAAUUUCGAAUCCAUGUUAUAUUAACAGAUGAUAACAUAUAGUGUCGAGUGACAAUUUAUAAGGAUGCGAAAAAGUUGACAUAUAUAAUUAUAAUAUUUCAUAAACAGCUGCUCGGAUUAACUAUUUUUCAAGAUCAGAAGUAAAGAUGAAGACACUUGUUAUUCAUUUAGCAUUUUCCCUGUUUUCGCUCUGUACAGCAUAUGGUCCACCAACUUUAGCACAUCCAUACAAAAGACGUCAAGUUGUGGAUGUUAACACUACCAAAAAACUAUUGUGUCCAGUGGAAGCAAAUCCUCCAGCGUUAAAUCAGUGGUAUAAAGAUGGAGAUGAUGUAAAUGGAAUAUGGGAUAAAUUCAAGAUUUUAUCAGAUGGAUCUUUACGUAUAUCGGACAUAACAAUGGAGGAUGCUGGGAACUAUCUAUGUAAAGCUGUGAAUGGUUUCGGCAGCUACUAUGUGAAUUACACAUUAAUUGUAAAAGAUGAAUCUACAGGCAUGGUUAAACAAGACAAUAAUCUGUAUCCCAAAUCAGACAGUGAAGACUUGUCCAAAGAUGGAGCUUCACCACAUUUUGUUCACAAAGACAAGAUGAAACGGCAACAUUUUGCUAGACCUGUUUCAAGUUCUGUGAGGUUCAAGUGUAAGGCAACUGGAAACCCAAUUCCACAUAUAGCUUGGUUAAAAGACAAUGAAGUCAUCAAUAAUCAUGGGAAGAAGCCCAUGUGGACAUUAAAGUUACUCGAACUGACCAAAGCUCAUUCUGGCAAAUAUACAUGUCUAGUGAACAACCGACUUGGGUCCAUUAAUUAUACAUACACAUUGGAUGUUAUAGAACAAUACCAGGAAAAACCAGAAUUAAUUGGUCCUCAUCCAUUAAACACAACAGUAGAUUAUGGCCAGCAGGCAUCUUUACAAUGUAAAGUCAAAAGUUUGAUAGAACCUCACAUUCAGUGGCUGAAACUCCUCGAGAACCCAAAAGUUGAUAACAACCAGUCAACUAUCAAAGUAGGAAAAGAAUUAUUUGUUGUUUUAAAAACUGGUGAUGUUUAUUCCAUUCCCAACGGAACAUUCCUCAAUAAACUAGUGAUAAAUAGAGCCACAGAGGAACACAAUGGAAUGUACAUUUGUUUAGGAGCUAACAUCAGAGGAUACACCUUCAAAAAGGCCUAUUUACACGUUAGACCAAAUCCAGCAUUAUCAGAAAUGACCUCUGAUACCUCCAGUUCAUCAUUACCUCUCACAAUAGGUGUGCCUACUUGUUUCGUAUUAAUUGCAGUGACAAUUGCAAUCACUCUUCUUCAUCGGAGGAAAAAAACAAAUAACUCGUCAAAUGUGAAUAAAGGACCCCGAUUCAAUGCAGUUCCAACAACAGAGACUGAAUCGUUUCCUUCGAUGCACUCUAACCAUCCUACAAACUUGCAUGUGAACCCCAUGCAUGGGGUUCCACAUCCGAACUUAUAUCCAGGUCUGCCUAACAGUCAGUACACUGGUAUAUCUAAUAACCAAAUGUUCCCAUCAAGUAUGGGUUCAUCUAAAAAUCAUAGCAUUGACUUUUAUACAGACAUUUCAUCCGUAUCUCAAAAGCAUCAUCACCACCAUCAUAAUACACCACAGUUUUCAUCCUCACAGUAUUCAUCAUAGCCAAAGGGAGACAACUUUAAUUACGGAAUACCUCAGACUUUAUUAAUCGCCAGUUAUCGAGAAAAGAUGAAGAAAUUUUAUUCUGUAUUGUACACUUUAGUAAACGUUUGUUAUGAUAUUGAACUGUUUUGAGUUUGUUCUUGAAUGGGAAGGGAGGGAACAUUAUCUGUACACCAAAUUGAAAAAUUAUUUUUCAAAUUCUGAAAAAUUUCUUAAUCAGUGGUCUAUAAUCUUGUCAAAAUUGAUAAAAACUUAAAUGUUCUUAAAUGCUGUUUGUAUUUUAUGUCAAGUAUAUUGAUGUUUAUGAUUGAAGCUUCUUUUUUUUUUUGGUUCAGAUACAAAAGUUGGGAUUAAGUACAGAGUACAAUUUCUGGAGAAAAUCAGUUGAUCUAUAACAUUAGUGACUAAAUAUGUUUGUCAUUUAUUGCAAUACAAUUUUUGUUAUGUAAAUACCUUUUUAUAAAAGAAUUUAUACUUAUUUGUAGCAAGAAGUGCUUUUUGUUAAUUAUUUUCUGUUAGUUGUGUAUAUAGUUUAUGUGAUUUAAUAUUUAAUUUAAUUUCAUUCCUAAGGAUUUUCUUUCACUGAAGAGGAAUUCUUCAUAUUAUUUUUUUAAUAUUAUUUCUGUAUGUAAAAUUUGGGAUAUUAAAAAAAUUAUUUGAAAUUCAGCUGAUUAAAAAAAGGAAUCUCUUUUUUGUCCUUAAAUUUUCAGAAACAGUUAUCUGUUCAUACAAAAUAAUGUUAAUUUGUAUACAAUAUUAAGUUAGGUUUAUACACUUAUGAUUUGGGUUGUUUUUUUGGUUGUUUUUUUUUAUUUUAACCAGUGUAAAUAUAAGAAGUCACAAUUUUUAUCAUUUGGUUAAUAUAUAGGGAUAUGGUCUACCAAAUCUGAAUUUCAUGCAUAUUUUAAAAAGUACUAAAUGAUAUGUAUAUAAUUUUUCUGCAUUGAAACUCUUUAAUAACUGUAAAAUGUAUUGCAUUGUGUAGAGAUUGAAGACACAUUGUUACUACCAAUCUGUUUAUUUGGUAAACCCUGUGUCAUUUUAAAUUGGUGCUGCCAUUUUAAUUAUCCUUUCAUAUUUAACUGCUUUCUUUUGUGAAGCAAACAAAGUAAAUGUACAACAAAUUUUGAAAAACAAAAAAUUUUGAUAAACAAAAAUUUCAAAUAUUUGGCAUCAUGGAACAUGUCUGUAUAUAAUAUGUUACAUAAAAACUAGUUAUAAAAACUUAUUUUUAUUUUUUAGAUUAUUUUUAAUUACUUAAAUAUUGUGUGUUCAUGAUUUAGUAAUACAUGUAAUAUAUUUGAACUGAAAGCUCUUUUGAGAAAAGUAGGUAGGCCAUAUUUCUUCCAAGUUAAUGCUUUUGAAACAGGCAUUUGAAUUCAAUAAAAGUAUCUAUGUGUAUAAGUGACCAGUUGGUAAAAGUAAAAACAAAAUUUGAUUACAUAGAUGAUUUGAAAUAAGUUGUAAACUAUGAUUUAGAUACUUGAAACAGGGUUAUUAUAUUUUACUUUUCUUUUUUUUUUUACUUUUAUAUCGGUAUGAAGACCACCAUACAUAAAACAAAAUAUAUUUUGUGAUAUUUAUUAUGCCAAAAGGAGGAGAUGUGUUCUGUAUAUGAUUUCCUUCUAUUUGUAAAUAGUUUGUACAUUAUUUGUAGAAAUGUAUCUUUGGUGCUGUAUUUUAGGCAGUUAAGCCAAAAUAUGUAUAGAACCUAGUCAACAUAGCUAAUAUACAGUAUUUGAGACAUAUCAACCAAAGUCUUUAUCAGAAGAAAUGCUUUAUAACUAUUUCCUUUACAAGAAUUUUAUUCAAGAGGAGUAGGUUGCUUGAGUUUUCCAGUAUAACUUUAACUGUUUGGAGAUUAGGGAACCAAUUCUUUUGCCUAUACAGACUCUUUUUGAAAAAAUAAAAUUUAUUUGACAAAUAAUUAAGAUACAUAGCCAUAUUAUUAAAGGCCAUAUGAAAUAACCGACAGUGAAAUCUGUCUUAACCAAACUCUGCUAAAUUCAGAGAUCUGUCUUAACCUAACUCUGCUAAAUUCAGAGAUCUGUCUUAACCUAACUCUGCUAAAUUCAGAGAUCUGUCUUAACCUAACUCUGCUAAAUUCAGAGAUCUGUCUUAACCUAACUCCCUCUUAAGUACUAUCUGAAAUCAGGGAGUUGUCUAAACCUGUCUAAAUAAAACCCUGCUUAAAUCAGAAACCUCUCAUCAGAAACCAAACUUAACUUUUCAAUCAGGAAAUUAGAAUAUAUUAAGUGAGCAAAAUUUUAUUUCCUGUAGCCUUUGACAUAACGCUUAUUUUUUACUUGAAACUUCGUCAUAAAGGAAGAGGUUUUGGUGUGGGGGUGGGGUUAUUGUAACUCACAACAACUAUUUACUGUAGUUAAAUGUUUUGAUGUUGAUACUGGAGAAUAUAAGCACCUACUCCUUAUUCAAACACAGCCAGAGAGCAUUUGUCUGGGUUUGUAAAUUUUCAUGAACAUUUGUAUAUAGAGGGACAUUUUCCAUGCUUUUUUGUUGAACAGAUAGUUUAAAACGAAGUUGCAAUAGAUAAUACUGCGUCAUGUGAUUAUUUAUUUUAGUUUCAUAUUUUGAUACGGUUGAAUGAUUUGUAAGAGUAAGAUAUAGGUGACUGUUAAUAGAAUGUAUGAAUCUUGGAUAUAUUGACCGUGAUGGAUGAUAGUUGUAUAAAAAUGGAAGCUGUGAUUGAAAUGUGAGUUUGCUCAUAUUGAGAAGAAUAAUGUUUGUGGUCAGUGAUGUAAAAGUGGUUUAUUGAAGUAUUCCUUUCCUUGCCGAUAGAUAUUUUUUUUUAAAAACAAUUCAAAAUUCUCGUUAUUUUGAGAAUUGCUUCACCUCUUUAUCUAUCAUAUACCUAGUUGUAUAUUCAACAAAUUUUAAAGCGUUAUAGUCCAUAUUUGUAUGUUUUUUAAAUGAUUCAUUUUGCAAUUUUUUACAUAAUUUAGAUUUUUUUAUUCAAAAUUAACUUACCUCUAAAGUUCAUGAUAGUCCAAAAUCAGCUGUAUUUUGUGAUUGACCUUGAACACAUAUUUAAUGACCUUGAAUACUGUCAAAUAAAAAUAUGAAAUUUCUGAGUUUCUCAAAGAAACCUUUCCAAAUAACCACCUUUUUCAAAAAUAGAACUCAACUCAUGAAAGAGGGAAUGUUUCUUUGGUAUUUCUGAAUAACAAACAAUAUCUACCAUAUCAAAAAAGUCAAAGUUUAAUAAUUUUUAAAGAAACACUGAAGUACUAAGUACAAUUAAUACUGAAUUAUUUAAAAACUGAUUAUUCUUUUUUGUAUUGAAAGUGAUGUAUCACCUUAGUGAUGAUAUUUAUGAAUGAUUGUUUUAAAAGAAUUGGAGAAGAUGUUUAUAAAUGAUUGUGUGAUACACGAAUGAUCUAUGAUUGCGUGGUACCUGAAUGAUCUUCAAUAUUGUUGCUGUCUACUCUUUUGUUUUUGAUAAAAGUCAACCAAAGUUAGUUGACAUAUUUGUUAUGCCUUCAAAAUAAAUAGUAAAACAAUA
Molecule: messenger RNA, 5387 nt
Organism: Mytilus californianus (California mussel)
Lineage: Eukaryota; Metazoa; Mollusca; Bivalvia; Mytilida; Mytilidae
Product: fibroblast growth factor receptor-like 1
Exons: 8
Coding region: 371-1864 (497 amino acids)
Cellular component (GO): plasma membrane
Molecular function (GO): fibroblast growth factor binding; fibroblast growth factor receptor activity
Source: RefSeq, a predicted model, not a curated record